Lingula anatina is the source of this 1494-nucleotide messenger RNA. RefSeq lists its product as uncharacterized. Lineage: Eukaryota; Metazoa; Brachiopoda; Lingulata; Lingulida; Lingulidae. Gene Ontology annotation, cellular component: cytoplasm. Gene Ontology annotation, biological process: protein phosphorylation; signal transduction. Gene Ontology annotation, molecular function: protein kinase activity; ATP binding. The record is from RefSeq and is a predicted model, not a curated record.
AUGCCAUUAAUUCCACGCAAAAGCGAUUGGGAUAACUUACUUGCUUGUUUUGGGCUUAGAAGAGGCCCUGCACAAGGGAGAAGGAGUCCUCGUGAUACUGGACCGAGAGCUCCUAAGAAGCUGGCCCGUUUUCGGCGCUGGUGUCAGAAGAAAUUUGGAAGGAACCCCUCAAGUUCAACAUCCUCCAGCGCACCCUCCUCUACUCCAGAUUUACCUGAAAUCGCAGGAGAGGAUCUGGAGGUCGAAUCUGUAAGUUCUGAGGAGCUUUCAAAAUUGGAUUCUCCCCACAAUGCAUCCAGAGGCACAUACACUGUGGCCGUGUACCCCGGGCCCAGAGGCCCUAAGAACCCCUCAUGUCCAACAUCCUCCGGCGCACCCUCCUCUACCCCAGAUUUGCCUGAAAUCCCACCAUCCCACGCAGGAGAGGAUCUGGAGGUGGAAUCUGUAAGUUCUGAGGAGCUAUCGAAAUUGGAUUCUCCCCGCAAUGCAUCUAGAGGGACAUACACCGUGGCCGUGUACCCCGGGCCCAGAGGUCCCAAGUCACCAGAGAACAUGAUCAGUAUACUGGAGGAUUUCUAUAAGGGGAUAGACAAUAAGGGGGUUGAUCUGUUCUACGAUCAACCCCCAUGCCCUGGUCUGCUUGAUGCAGAAAACUACAAAAUUCACCACCGACUGGGUUCCGGCUGCUUCGGAAGCGUUUUCCUGGCCUCAGAGCUGUCUACGGGUAAAUUGGUGGCGAUUAAAUUCUUCAACCAACUCGAGAACCAGCUGUUUGCCCAAUUGUCGAACGAGAGUCAACUUCGCCAAGGGAUAAGUGAGGCAAUUUUGGGGACUAAGAUUGCGCCCAGGUUCGUUGGGUUGCUGCAGAUGAUGGAGGACCAGCGUCCAAUCUCCACUCAUGACACUGCCUUGGUUACCGACUUCGUCGGGGAUGUAAUCCAAGGGGUUUCCAUCACCUUGGCUCAGGAGAUCAGGAGGGUGCCGCCCGUGGCAGAGCCAGUGUCCUUGUGUGAAUGGGCAUGGGUGAUGUUUCAAGUCGCCAACAAAAUGGCACGACUGCACAGUAUUGGGGUGAUCCAUAACGAUCUAAAAGAAGACAAUAUUCUGUUAUCUGGCCGUAUUGGCACUUACCCUAGCCCAUACAUAAAUGACUUUGGCAAUGCUUCGUACGUCUCCGACUCCAAUAGCGGAUACAGAUUCGAUGUUCCCGACCCCUCGGAGCGACUGGCAAGGAUGACAAGAUGCCAACAUUUAGCACCUGAAAUAUACUGGAAUAUCAAAUCCACCACGGCAAGCGAUGUUUACAGUCUGGGGGUAAUUCUGCAGCGCUCCGGCCUCGUGGAGUUGAUGGGGAUAGAGGAUUUUGUAACCCGCUGCUGCUAUUUGCAUCCCUUUGUGCGACCCACCAUGAAGGAAGCGGCAGAAGUCCUCCUCUCUGUGGUGACAAGAGCACAGAGAGACUUGAUAGGGAGGAGUGCCAGUUCCAGCGCCUAA